Molecule: messenger RNA, 5102 nt
Organism: Etheostoma spectabile (orangethroat darter)
Lineage: Eukaryota; Metazoa; Chordata; Actinopteri; Perciformes; Percidae
Gene: dcc
Product: DCC netrin 1 receptor
Biological process (GO): cell-cell adhesion
Cellular component (GO): membrane
Molecular function (GO): protein binding
Source: RefSeq, a predicted model, not a curated record
CUCGCUCCCUCCACACUCCUCCGCCUCUUCCGACCCUCUCCAUCCGUUCUCCCCGGCAGACGGAGCAGACCUCCGGGAGGGAAGCGUGGAUUUUUUUUUUGGGAAGCCUUCUUUUGCAUCUGUGUGAAUGUGAAUCAGCUGCACGGGGCAGGAGGGAUGGAGACUCUGCCUUCAUAGUUACUGCAACUUAUUUCUCAUCCCGAAAAGAAGGAACUAACUGCGUGUGUGUGUGUGUGUUUGUGCGUGUGUGGGGAUUCUUGUUUAGGAUUUUUCUUCUUCUUUCGUUUUCUUUAAUUUUUUCUUUUCUUGAGGUGGGGGAUCAAGCCCGAUCAGGGAGGUUUUAUUUUGGGGGAGAGGAGAGGCUGUUUUACCCCCCCCCCCCCCCCCCCCCUCUCUAUACUCCUCCAUCACAUCAACAUCCUGCUUCACCAACCUGAGUUUCUUUUAUUUUAAUUUGCAUUGACUGUUGGAUUCGGUGAAGAGGAAGAAGAAGAGGAAGAGGAAGAAAAAGAAGAAGAAGACGCCAAACAGCAGCAGGAUUUGCUGUCGGCUGUUCGUUGCUGGGUUUUCCCUCGGGCUCAUUGGGGACUGGAGCCGGCCAGCAUGGAGCUGGGUUUGGUUGGAUCUAGGGGUGGUGUAUGGGGGGUGCUGGUGCGGUGGAGGAGGAGGAGGACAGGGGGAUUCUACCUGCUGCUGCUCUGCUGGCUGCUGGCUGCUCACACCACAGCGCACGCCUCGGACAUUUCGUCAUCUUCUUCCUCCUCCUCCUCCUCUACUCUUGGAGGUUUUGUGGACUUCACUUUCACCCAGGAGCCUCAGGACACAGUCACGGUGCGAGGGGGCGUGCUGCAGCUCGACUGCCAGGCACAGUCCGACGCAGUGGCUGGGCCUCCCAUCAUCACGUGGCGUAAGGACGACGUGCUGCUGAGCGCCGUGGUGGACGAGCGGCGGCGGCAGCUGGCCAACGGCUCGCUGCAGGUGCAGAACGUUGUCCACUCGCGGCACCACCGACCCGAUGAGGGCGACUACCAGUGCAUCGCCACACUGGAUGGACUGGGGAGCAUCGUUAGCCGGGCCGCCAGGGUCACUGUGGCUGGUCCGCUGAAGGUGAUCAUCCCCACCGAGUCCGUUUCCUCGUACCUGGGCGACACCGCCCUGCUGCGCUGUGAGGUCUCGGGCGAACCGACGCCCGUCAUCCGCUGGCAGAAAAACCGGGAGGACCUACCAAUGACCUUUGACCCCGACUCCCGCAUGGCGGUGCUGCCGUCCGGCUCGCUUCAGGUCAGCCGCGUCCAGCCGCCGGACUCGGCCACGUACCGCUGUCUGGCCGACAACCCCGGCAGCACCCGGACGGGGACGGACGCCGAGCUCAGAGUGCUCCCAGAGCCCGGGGUGAGCAGGAACCUCCAGUUCCUCCAGCGUCCCUCCAGAGUCACGGUUCUUCUGGGGACCGACGCCGUGCUGGAAUGUUCCGCCUCCGGAUACCCGACUCCAAGCAUCCAGUGGAGGAGAGGAGAGGAACUGAUCCAGAGCUGGAAUAAGAAGUACUCUCUGCUGGUGGGCAGUAAUCUGAUCAUCAGGAGUGUCACCGACGACGACUCUGGCAGUUACAGCUGUACAGCGGGCAAUAAGAACCACAACAUCACUGCACACACAGAGCUGAGUGUACUAGUUCCUCCUCAGUUCCUCAACUACCCGACAAACACGUACGCCUACGAGUCCACGGACAUCGAGCUGGAGUGUGCGGUGACGGGAAACCCGCCGCCGACUGUGCGCUGGAUGAAGAACGGCGAGGAAGUCAUCCCCAGUGACUACUUCCAGAUAGUGGACGGCAGUAACCUGCAGAUUUUGGGUUUGGUGAAGUCGGACGAGGGAUUUUAUCAGUGCGUCGCCGAAAACUCAGCAGGCAGCUCGCAGGCCAUGGCUCAGCUGCUGCUCCGGGAGCCAGUGUCCCCCAGCCCGGGCGUUGCCCUCCCCUCUGCCCCCCGCGACCUGGUCCCUGUCCUAGUGUCCAGCCGAUUUGUCCGACUCAGCUGGCGCCCCCCGGAGGAGACCGGAGGAGCCGUGCAGACCUAUGGCAUUUACUACUCCCAGGACGGAGUUGAGAGGGAGCGGUCAGUGAACGUGUCGGAGCCGGAGUCUCUGGAGCUGACCGUCUCCAACCUGAAACCAGAGGAGAGCUACAGCUUCAGAGUCAUCGCUUACAACGACGUGGGGCCGGGAGAGAGCUCCGCCCCCCUGAGGAUCACCACCAAACCGGACCUCCAGGUUCCCAGCAGGGUGGAGUCUGUCCAGGCUGAGGCUCUGUCCCCCACAUCGGUCCAGGUGAGCUGGGAUCCCCCCAGCCAACCAAACGGCCCCAUCCUGGGAUACCGACUGCUGUGGACUGAGAGCCCAUCGGGCAAGGAACAGAGCGUGGAGGUCAACGGACUCAACUACAAGAUGGAGGGACUCAAUAAGUUCACAGAGUACACGGUUCGAGUUCUGGCAAUCAACCGCUACGGACCCGGCACCGCCAUAGACACUGUCAGCGUCACCACCCAAUCAGAUGUGCCCAGCGCUCCUCCCCACAACAUCACCUUAGAGGUUGUCCUGUCCAGGAGCAUCAAGGUGUCCUGGCAGCCGCCCCCGCGCAGCGCCCAGAAUGGCAUCAUCUCUGCCUACAAAAUCAAAUACAGGAAGACCGGUCGCCGUGGAGACCAAGAGGCCAUCGAACCCAACAACUUCUGGUACCUGUUCACAGGUCUAGAGAAGGGCAGUCAGUACAGUUUUCAAGUGUCAGCCAUGACAGCCAAUGGAACCGGUCCGGCCAGUGACUGGUACACCGCUGAGACACCAGAGAACGACCUGGAUGAGAGUCAGGUCCCCGACCAGCCCAGCUCGCUGCACGUCAGGCCGCUGCCCAACAGCAUCAUCAUGUCCUGGACUCCGCCCCUCAGCCCGAACAUCCUGGUCCGGGGUUACAUCAUCGGCUACGGAGUGGGGAGUCCCUACGCCGAGACGGUGCGAGUGGACAGCAAACAGAGAUACUACUCCAUCGAAAACCUCGAGCCGAGCUCUCACUAUGUGAUUUCCCUGAAGGCGUUCAAUAAUGCCGGCGAGGGAGUCCCGCUGUAUGAGAGCGCUGUCACUCGAUCUCUGACAGACCCCAUUGACCCAUCUGAGGAUGACCUCUUCCACCUCUUUGAUAAAUACCCCACUCCCAUGCCAGACACCAGCGCUCCCAUGAUCCCCCCGGUGGGGGUUCAAGCCGUGGCUCUGUCCUCGGACUCGGUACGCGUCUCCUGGGCCGACAACUCCAUGACCAAGAACCAGAAGGCGUCUGAAGUCCGGUACUACUCCGUCAAGUGGAAGACCAGCUACUCCACCAGUGGAAAGUACAAGUCCGCAGACACCACGGCGCUCAGCCACACUGUCGGCGGCCUCAAACCAAACACCAUGUACGAGUUCGCUGUCAUGGUUACCAAGGGUCGCAAGUCCAGCACCUGGAGUAUGACGGCGCACGCCACGACGUAUGAAGCAGCUCCUAGCUCCGCCCCCAAAGAUUUGACCGUGAUCAGUCGCGAGGGACGACCCCGCGCCAUUUUAAUCAGCUGGCAGCCGCCGAUGGAGGCUAACGGACGAAUCACAGGUCGAGGGGGAGACCACUCCUACUGGCCGUCUGACACCAACCUGAUCGACAGGAGCAGCAUCAACGAGUCUCCCAUUGGUCAGAUGCGCCCGCCCCACGGCAGCGCCACGCCUCAGAAGAAUAGUAACCUGCUGGUCAUCAUCGUGGUUUCCGUGGGAGCCGUCACCGUGGUGGUGGCCAUCAUCGUGGCGCUGAUCUGCACGCGGCGCUCCUCGGCCCAGCAGAGGAAGAAGCGGGCGAGCCACAGCGCCAGUAAGAGGAAGGGCAGCCAGAAGGACCUGCGCCCGCCGGACCUGUGGAUCCAUCACGAGGAGAUGGAGAUGAAGAACAUGGAGAAAGCUCCCAGCGUUGCCCCGUCCGGACGCAAUUCGCCCACCCAGUCCUGCCAAGACCUCCCCCAGGUCGCACACAGCCAAUCAGAGAGCCAGAUGGGCAGCAAGAGCAGCCACUCAGGGGCGGAUGGUGACGAGGCGUCCAGCAGUAUCUCCACUCUGGAGCGCUCCCUGGCUGCCAGGAGGGGGACACGGGGGAAAAUGAUGAUUCCUAUGGACUCGCAGCCGAGCAACACACCGGUGGUCAGUGCCAUCCCGGUGCCAGCUCUGGACUCCUCCCAGUAUCCGGGGAUCCUGCCUUCCCCUUCCUGCGGCUUCACUCACAACAAGUUCAGCCUGAGACCGAUGCCUUUCCCAAGCCUGACCGUGGACAGAGGAUACACUCCAGUGAUGCCUUCAGACACCCCCACCAAUCCUCUCCUCCAGCAGCAGCCUCUGCCCCAGACGGCUCCUCCGCUCCUCCCCGGCUCCUCUGCACUGCCCGGGGAGCAUAUCCUGGGUGUGGGCUCAAUCCCAGGGGCCCCUGCUGCUGCCUCUGCGGAGGAGUCCCAGGCCGCGAGCACUCGGACCAUCCCAACGGCCUGUGUGCGGCCCACGCACCCGCUACGGAGCUUCACCAACCCACUGCUGCCUCCGCCCAUGGGCACCAUCGACCCCAAGGUGUACACCUCCAUGUUGCCGCAGUCCAGUGCGAGCCUUCCCAAGCCCCAGGUGAAGACGGCGUCUCUGGGUCAGGCCGGUAAGGCUCGCUCCCCUCUCCUGCCCGUCUCAGUCCCUACAGCGCCGGACCUACUGGAGGACGGAGGAACAAAACCUGCAGAGGACACAGCUGCCAACGUUUAUGAGCAGGACGACCUUUCGGAGCAGAUGGCCAGUCUAGAAGGCCUGAUGAAGCAGCUCAACGCCAUUACCGGCUCCGCCUUCUAACCCCUGGCACCGGCCCAGCCCUCAGCCUUGGUCCAGUCUGGAAACCUUCUUCAAGCCUGCUGUCCGUAUGCUAGGGGCGGCCACUGGUCAAUCUGAGUUUGAAGACGCGUCUUUGGAAUCAGACCUACAUCUGUGCUGGGUUGAGUUUCUUUGGUUUCUACUGGUCUCAGGUAGUGUCCACUAUUUGGGACCGGGAUAGGAUAGAAAGGAAU